UCACUUCUUUCUUAACCCAAAAAUCAAAACACACUUCAUAAAAAUUCCCACUCUUUUCUUUCAGUCUGUGAAAAAACUCUCAAAUUUGGUACAAUAAUCAUGGCAGCAACCUCCGCAGCAGCACAGAUUAACAUCCUAGGAAACAACACCAACAAAAACAACAACUCUUUCCUAGGACAAAAACUCAGAAACAGCAACAACAGCAAUAACAGCAACAGAUUUUCUGUAUCAGUAAACUCUAACAGGAGAAAUGACAGACAGUCGAGGCGGUUCGGUAGUCUGAGAGUGGUGUGUGAGAAGGUGGUGGGGAUAGACCUAGGGACGACUAACUCCGCCGUGGCGGCCAUGGAAGGAGGGCAGCCUACCAUCAUAACCAAUGUUGAGGGGCAGAGAACUACGCCGUCGGUGGUGGCUUAUACUAAGGGUGGCGACCGCCUUGUCGGACAGAUUGCUAAGAGGCAGGCAGUGGUUAACCCGGAAAACACAUUCUUCUCUGUUAAGAGGUUUGUAGGGAGGAAAAUGGGGGAAGUGGAUGAGGAGUCUAAGCAAGUGUCUUAUAAGGUUGUGAAAGAUGAUAUUGGGAAUGUUAAGCUUGAGUGUCCUGCUAUUGGCAAGCUCUUUGCUCCUGAAGAGAUCUCUGCUCAGGUGUUGAGGAAGCUUGUGGAGGAUGCAUCGAGGUUUUUGAAUGACACUGUAAACAAGGCUGUGAUUACAGUGCCGGCUUAUUUCAAUGACUCUCAGAGAACUGCUACAAAGGAUGCUGGUAGAAUUGCUGGUCUGGAUGUUCUUCGGAUCAUCAAUGAACCUACUGCUGCUUCAUUAGCAUAUGGGUUCGAGAAGAAGAACAAUGAGACGAUUUUGGUGUUUGAUCUUGGAGGUGGUACUUUUGAUGUUUCAGUACUUGAGGUUGGGGAUGGAGUUUUUGAGGUGUUAUCUACAUCAGGAGAUACUCACUUGGGAGGUGAUGAUUUCGACAAGAGAAUUGUGGAUUGGCUAGCAGAAACUUUCAGGAACGACGAGGGCAUAGAUCUUCGGAAUGACAGGCAAGCUCUUCAACGUCUAACUGAAGCAGCGGAAAAGGCUAAGAUUGAGCUUUCAACUCUAACUCAGACUACCAUCAGCUUGCCUUUCAUUACUGCAACACAAGACGGCCCAAAACAUAUAGACACAACCCUCACAAGAGCAAAGUUCGAACAGAUAUGUUCGGACUUACUUGACAGAUUGAAGAUGCCCGUUGAAUCUGCUUUGAAGGAUGCACAGCUUUCGAUUAAGAACAUAGAUGAAGUUGUUCUUGUUGGUGGAUCAACAAGGAUACCAGCUGUACUUGAUGUUGUGAAGAAGAUGACUGGUAAAGAACCAAAUUGUACUGUCAACCCUGAUGAAGUAGUUGCCCUUGGUGCUGCUGUUCAGGCUGGUGUGUUGGCCGGAGAUGUUAGUGACAUAGUUUUACUGGACGUAACACCAUUGUCUCUGGGUUUGGAGACUCUUGGUGGUGUUAUGACAAAGAUCAUCCCAAGAAACACGACACUGCCUACUUCCAAAUCAGAAGUUUUCUCGACUGCUGCAGAUGGGCAGACUAGUGUAGAGAUAAAUGUUCUUCAAGGAGAAAGAGAGUUUGUGAGGGAUAACAAAUCACUCGGGAGUUUCCGGUUAGAUGGGAUUCCUCCAAGCCCGCGUGGAGUACCCCAAAUCGAAGUUAAGUUCGAUAUUGAUGCUAAUGGAAUUCUCUCUGUCACUGCUGUUGAUAAAGGAACUGGAAAGAAACAGGACAUUACCAUAACUGGUGCUAGCACUUUGCCUAAGGAUGAGGUGGAAAAAAUGGUUCAAGAGGCGGACAGGUUUGCAAAGGAGGAUAAGGAGAAGAGAGAAGCAAUCGACACCAAGAACCAAGCUGAUGCUGUAGUGUACCAAACUGAGAAACAGCUGAAGGAAUUAGGAGAAAAAAUCCCAGCUGAAGUGAAGGAGAAAGUUGAAGCGAAGCUAAAAGACUUGAAAGAUGUUAUGGAAGGUGGCAUUACUCAGAAGAUUAAGGAUGCCAUAGCUGCAGUUAACCAGGAAGCAAUGCAGAUAGGGCAAUCUUUAUACAGUCAACCUGGAGCUGCUGAGGCUGGUCCUACAGCUGGAACUGCUGCUGGUCCCGCAGAGCCUACUGGAACCAGUUCUGGUGAUAAUGGAGAUGUGAUAGAUGCUGAUUUUACUGAAAGUAAAUGAGGAAGUUAUAUGGCUAAGGGGUCUAUCCAUUCAGCUCGAUAUAUAAUAUUGCAAGUUUAUAGGUGUUCAUUCAUCUGCUAACUUAUGAGACGAAAAUAGGUGACAUCUUGGUUUACCAAUGAUGUGCACAAAAACAAAGGAGAUCUUGGAAUGAAUUGUAAAUGUUUCUCAAAGUGAUUCUUUUCUUGAGCUCUGUUAUACUAUAUGAGUAGAAUCAGGAAAUCUUGUAAAAAUUACUUUCCUAUGGAAUUCAGCGUAAAAUAGAGAUUCUAAUA
This is a messenger RNA of Spinacia oleracea (spinach), 2486 nucleotides long. RefSeq names its product stromal 70 kDa heat shock-related protein, chloroplastic-like. Lineage: Eukaryota; Viridiplantae; Streptophyta; Magnoliopsida; Caryophyllales; Amaranthaceae. The transcript has 8 exons. Bases 100 to 2211 code for a protein of 703 amino acids. The record is from RefSeq and is a predicted model, not a curated record. Gene Ontology annotation, biological process: protein folding. Gene Ontology annotation, molecular function: ATP-dependent protein folding chaperone; ATP binding.